UAAUUUUUUUUUUUUUUUUUUUUUUUUUUUUUUUUUGUGUUCCACCCAAUUCACCUUUUGGACUAUUCCGGAUUCCGGGAUUAAUUUUGGGUGGUUAGGUUCCAGUCCUCUCCCACUUGUUAGGAAAGGAAUAAUACAUUGCAUUGAGACUAAUGAAUAGAUAUAUUAUGGACUUAUGGAGUACUCCAUAUUAUACUUUUGUUACUCCGUUUGUAAUUGCAACAUAACAAAUGGAAUGGGAAAAAAAAUGAGUAUGUUUUUGUCCAAAGCGAGUUUUUUUUUUUUUUUUUUUUUUUUUUUUUUUUUUUUUUUUUUGGUGUACAUUCAUUUUCACGGGAAGACUUUUCAAUUUGUAAAGACCAAUAGUAGACUUUCCUCUUUUUUUUUUUUUUUUUUUUUUUUUUUUUUUUUUUUUUUUUGAAAGCAGUAGUAGACUUUCCUUUAUAAAAGCUCUCUCUCAGUUUUUUUGUUCAAUGCAAUUCUACUCUCAUUUCUAGCCCUUACAAUUUAAAACCUGUUUCAAUACUACUCUAGUAGGCAUGACUUACUCAAAUUAUGCUCUUCUACUAACAAUUUCCGUGUGUUGGGUGUUGACACCACUAAUCACCGGCGACAAAGUAGUGUUACCCCUCGUAAUCGCGCCACACUGUUCAGAUAAGUGUGGAAAUUUGAGCAUUCCUUACCCCUUUGGUAUUGAAGAAGGUUGUUAUUAUAAACCACCACAUAAUCAAACAUCAUCAUCCUUUAAAAUUACAUGUAAUCAUAGUACGAGCCCUCCUACACCAAUCUUUGGUAUAGAUUACAAAGUUCUUAACAUUUCAGUGAUAGAGGGAGAACUCCGCACUAAACUCGGUGUUUCUUACGAUUGUUACAACAAGACUAAGAAUACUGCCUAUUGGUGGAGCUCGUUCAACUUGGUAACAUUUACCCUGUCUAGCACAAAAAACAUGUUAGUUGUUAUAGGGUGUGACACCUAUGCCUGGUUUAAGGGUUUUCGAGGUGGCAGGAAAUACGAAACAGGAUGCAUGACUAAGUGCGUGGAGUUAGAAGAUGUGAUCGAUGGUGAAUGUUCCGGCGUUGGAUGCUGUCAAGCUUCCAUACCCGGUGGGGUAAACAACGUUCGAGUGGUAUUAAACAGCUAUAACAACCAUAAUUCUGUAUACACUUUUAACCCAUGUAAUGCUGCAUUUCCGGUGGCAAAAGAUGCUUAUACGUUUUACCAACAAAAUUUAACUCAACCUGUGGAGUACUGGGAAUCCUUGCAACUUCCUGUAGUAUUCAAUUGGACUAUUGGACAGCACAGUUGUUCAGCGGCGAAAAAAGAUGGGAGUUGCUUGUGUAAAGAAAACGCAGUUUGUUAUGAUCCGAUUCAUGAAUUUGGGUAUCGUUGCAACUGCAAAGAUGGUUAUUUUGGUAACCCUUACCAUCCUCGUGGAUGCACAGAUAUUGACGAGUGCAAGGGAGCGAAUAAUUGUGAGAAAGCAGAGUAUUGUAUCAACACAAACGGAGGCUACCAUUGCAAAUGUCCAAAGGGGUACCACGGAAAUGGAACGAAAGACGAUCGUUGUAUUUCUAAUACAAAGCCUUGGCUCAUACCGGUUUUGGCUACUGGCGGUAUUGGUGGUGGCAUUAUAACUUUGCUCCUUUUCGGGUUUCUCCUGCACUUUAAACGAGAGGAAGCACAGACUAGGAAAACACGAGAAAGUUUUUUUCGGCAAAAUGGUGGUUUACUUUUACAUGAAAAACUCUACGGACGGCGUGUUGAUACAUUAAAAAUCUUUACUAUGCAAGAUCUUGAAGUUGCUUGCAACAAUUAUAGUGAUGAAAACAUAAUAGGAAGAGGAGGUUUUGGAGUUGUUUACAAGGGCAUUUUGCCAAAUAACCAAGUUGUGGCAAUAAAAAAAUCUCUCAAAGUGGAUCCAAAUCAAGUAGAACAAUUCAUUAAUGAAGUUCUAGUUCUAUCACAAAUCAACAACAGAAAUGUGGUCAAGUUACUAGGUUGUUGUCUUGAGAGUGAAGUACCACUAUUGGUCUACGAGUUCAUCAACAAUGGGACGUUAUAUGACCACUUAAAUGAUGCAGCUAGAGCUUCCAUAAUGACAUGGCAUGUACGCUUAAAUAUAGCAUCUAAAGUUGCUAAUGUGCUAUCAUAUCUACACACCACAAUCUCAACACCAAUAAUUCAUAGAGAUAUGAAAUCAAUGAACAUACUCUUGGAUGAAUGUUACACUGCUAAGGUAACCGACUUUGGAGCUUCAAGGUUGAUUCCACCGGACGAAAACCAAUUUGCUACGAUGGUGCUUGGAACUCGAGGGUAUUUGGAUCCCGAAUAUAUGCAGACAGGUGAGCUAACUGAAAAGAGUGAUGUUUAUAGUUUUGGUGUUGUCUUGCUGGAGCUAUUGACAAGGGAAAAGGCAAUUUCUAAUGCUAGGCCGGAAGCUGAGAAAUUUCUCACCAUGCACUUCCUUCUCAAGAUGAAAGAAGGUCGUUUGUUGGACAUUCUUGACAUAAACAUAGUGAGCGAGAAAACUAUUGAAGAAAUACAACAAAUGGCUAAUCUAGCUAAAUGGUGCUUGAUGUUAAAAGGAGAGGAGAGGCCUACCAUGAAAGAAGUUGCAUUGGAAUUGGAGACUAUAAAAAGAAAGGGAUCCCAUCCUUGGAAUGAUGAUGGUUCAAUUCAAGAAGAUUCUGAAUCUUUGCUCGUCGGAAUUCCAAGGUCAGACGACCAUGGUGGUGGUUGUAGCAGUGGUGUCGAUUCUAAUUCAUACGACUCACGCUUGCUCACUUCUUUGGGAAGUGGUAGGUAACUAUGAUUCUCGCGGAUGCUGCUUGGAGUCAUUCAUAAAUAUCAAAUUUCUUUCGUUUAUAAGUUUAAGUGGAAUACUAUGUAAUCAUGUAUGAAAUACAUGUUAUGUUUUUGUGAAGAUUAAUUAAUUAAAUUGUCUCUGUAUUA
Molecule: messenger RNA, 2953 nt
Organism: Chenopodium quinoa (quinoa)
Lineage: Eukaryota; Viridiplantae; Streptophyta; Magnoliopsida; Caryophyllales; Amaranthaceae
Product: putative wall-associated receptor kinase-like 16
Exons: 3
Coding region: 540-2807 (755 amino acids)
Biological process (GO): protein phosphorylation; cell surface receptor signaling pathway
Cellular component (GO): plasma membrane
Molecular function (GO): polysaccharide binding; ATP binding; calcium ion binding
Source: RefSeq, a predicted model, not a curated record